This is a messenger RNA of Salvelinus namaycush (lake trout), 5173 nucleotides long. RefSeq names its product PHD finger protein 20-like. The coding region runs from base 399 to 3518 and encodes 1039 amino acids. Gene Ontology annotation, cellular component: nucleus; NSL complex; MLL1 complex. Gene Ontology annotation, biological process: regulation of transcription by RNA polymerase II. The transcript is spliced from 17 exons. The record is from RefSeq and is a predicted model, not a curated record. Lineage: Eukaryota; Metazoa; Chordata; Actinopteri; Salmoniformes; Salmonidae.
AAAGCCAUGGACUAUAGUAGGCCUAUAGUUGAAGCCAAGGUCCAAGUUGAAAAUGAUUUUCACCCUUAUCGAGUCUGGGAUAAACAACUGACGUGUAUUGCGCGUCAUUGAGGUCGCUUCCGUGCGUUUUGAGCCUCUCCACCAGAAAGAAUUAUGCCCUAUUCGUUCACAAAUGCUUCGUCGGAGUAUGUGUUUAUGGAACCUACAUAACGUAGAUUCAUGUUAUCCAUGUAUGUUACAUAAGCAACUGGCCUACAUAACUAGCUUAAUCUAAUUUCAGAGACCAUUUGCAUUGCUAUUGUCUCCCAUUGUUUCAAUAUGUGGAAUGUUCGCCUGACCAGAAAACACGUGGGUUGCCAAGUAGUGUGAAGAUAUCCGGCUACUAUUGUUGCAUUUAAAUGGACUAUGCUCAAAGUCUCUACCCAAAGCAGGAGGUGGAUGUGAGCAUGAUGAGCAAGAUGCCACCUAACAGAAGAGGGAUAACUUUUGAGGUGGGAGCAACGCUAGAGGCCAGAGACACCCUCAAAAACUGGUAUCCGGCCAACAUAGAGAAGAUUGACUAUAAUGAUGAGAAGAUCCUGAUCCACUACCGUCAGUGGAGCCACCGCUAUGAUGAGUGGUUUGACUGGACCAGCCCCUACCUGAGACCUGUAGAGAGGAUCCAGCUGAGACGACAGGGACUGCUGGACGACGAUCCUAUCCCUGGAUUUCAUGUAAAUGACAAGGUCCUCGCCAGUUGGUCCGAUUGCCGCUUCUACCCUGCCAAGGUCUUAGCAGUCAAUAAAGAUGCAUCUUACAGUGUGAAGUUUUAUGAUGGAGUCGUCCAGACAGUGAAGGGGAUCCACGUGAAGCCUUUUGUCAGAGAGAGAGGAGGAGGGAAGACUCGGUCUGCUGAGAGGAACGGAGUCAGGAAGCACCAGAAUGGCAGAGACAGGAGGCCUCAGGAAAACAGCCCCAAGAAUAAAAGGGCCAGACGCAGUACCUCUGACCUGGAGGGAGACAGUGAGACCGAGGAUAAUAAUGAUGUUGAUGAAUGGGACAAGAGGGAGGAACAGGAGAAGACCAAGAGGAAGGAUGGUGAGGUGGAUGUCACCAAAGAGAGUCCACCCGCGAUUAAGCAGGAGGAGCAUACAGAGCAGCAUGCAGGACAGAACGACGUCCGGGAUCACAUGACAGCCACUGUGGGCCCGAACGGAGUGAAGGUGGAAGAAGACCGAGGACAGAGUGAGGAGAGGUCUACUCAUAAUUUAAAUGGAGGGAUAAAAAAAGAGGUGGAAAUGAAAACUGAGUACACAGUCCUGAGCUCACCAAAUGAACCUAAGCUAUCCACUGAGCCACCCAAUCAGAUGUCAACACUGACAGGGCCAGUGUCUAUCCCAUUACCCUCAGCUUUGUCCACCAAUGACGGAGUGGAGCAGAAGGCAGCGAGCCAACCGGAUAGCUCAAAAUCUGCACCACUGGACGUCCCAGUGAAACCAAUAAGGAAGCAGGGUUUUCACAACCCCAAUAGAUUCAGCAGAGAGCCAUUGUACAGAGUGAUCAAAAACCAGCCUCCCCCAGUCCUGUCCAUCAACUUGGACCACAACCCGUUUAAAUGCAGCGCUGUGGGUUGCACCAAGUCGUUCCGCAAGGCCAAACUGCUUCACUACCACAUGAAGUACUACCACGGAGAGGACCAGCAGCUAGAGGACGACCUCAGCCCCACCAGGAGCGUCCAGACCCAGGCCUCAGAGAAGCACCCCUCCCCUACCACUCUGGAGAGUCCUAAGAGGAGACGCACCUUCUCUGCCUCAAUGCACUCCACUGUGCACAGUCCUAUCAGAACUCCCCCGUCUCCACGUAGUGAGGCAAAAACAAUGAGCAGACGCACGUCAGUGCCACCUGCUGUCAGCACAGAGCCAACACAGAGCCAGCAGCAGAGGGCACUGCUGAGGGAGAAGAGCAAAGAGAACCAGCUGGACAGGAAUGGCCAGAGACCGGUGGCGACAGAGACGUUUAUGAGCAGUGGCAUGGACUUAGGAUUGGUGAAAGAACGAGACCGGCUGAAGGAUAAGAAACAGACCGACUUCCUUCACGUUAAACUGAAGAAAAAGAAGAAGAAAAAGAAGGCCAAGUCUGAGUACACAGGUAGUGAGGAGAAUAUUGACAUCUCAAUAUUUGAUCUCCAGUCCAAAUUGAAUUUGCCACUCAAAUUCCCCCUCUCACACAAUCACAAGCCUGAGUCAUACCACUGCAGGCCCGGAUACAACCAGUCAGAGCAGAUACACGUGGAUGAUGAGGAUAGCAUCAGUGAUUGGUCAACUGACAGCUGUGGGUGGAGUGAUGAGCAGGGGGCGGAGCUGGACGUCACUACUCCACCCCUGAAUCUGGGCUCUGUUGCCUUGGAGACGGGCGCUCAGGAGAUUGUGCGUUGCGUCUGUGAGGUGGAAGAGGAAAACGACUUCAUGAUACAAUGUGAGGAGUGUCUGUGCUGGCAGCAUGGCACCUGCAUGGGCCUCCUGGAGGAGAACGUCCCAGACAAAUACGCCUGCUACGUCUGCCGAGACCCACAAGGUCAGAGGCAGAGCCUGCGGUACUGGUAUGACCGUGAUUGGCUGAGCAGCGGUCACAUGUACGGUCUGUCCUUCUUGGAUGAAAACUACUCCCACCAGAAUGCAAAGAAGAUUGCAGCAACACACCAGCUACUAGGAGACGUCCACCGUGUGGUGGAGGUGCUCAAUGGCCUGCAGCUCAAGAUGAGCAUCCUACAUACCCAAACCCACCCAGACUUGCGGCUGUGGUGCCAGCCCUGGAAGCGGGCAGAGAGGCCCUGGAGGAGAGACGGCUCGGGGACGGGCACCGACGCAGCACCGUCUCCAGCGCCAACAGACGAGGGCUCAGAGAGGGACCACAAGAGUCUUGCGCGUGGGGGAGCAGAAGCUCUGAUGUCAGCCGCCAUGGAGAAGCUCAGUCGAGCCUCCUCUUCCACCUUCUCGCCCUACCAGUCGUUCCAGGACUCGUACAUCAUGAGUGAGCACUGCUACCAGAAGCCGCGGGCGUACUACCCUGCGGUGGAGCAGAGGCUGGUGGUGGAGACCACACGGAGGGGCUCUGAGCUGGAGGACAGCCUGAGGAGUACUGAGGACCUGCUGGAGAGAGAGCAGCGCUAUGGAGGCAUGCUAGAGACAGCCAGGCCCAAAGCCCAUACACACCUGAACACUCACACCAAGGGUUCAGAUGUUGGUCGCUGGGGCCAGGCCGAGGUGAAGAUGGAGGGAGGGGACGGAGACGGCAGUAGCCAGCAGCACCAGUGGCAGAUCAACCUGCUGGAUCACAUAGAUGCCGUACAGGAAGAGGUCACUCACAGGAUGGACUUCAUCGAGAGGGAGCUGGAUGUGUUGGAGAGUUGGCUGGACUACACAGGGGAGCUGGAGCCCCCAGAGCCUCUGGCCCGCCUGCCUCAGCUUAAACACAGCAUGAAGCUGCUGUUAACGGAGCUGGCCAAGGUGCAGCAGAUUGCCCUGUGCUGCUCCACAUGAGGGCGCCAGUGAGCAGUGUGACAUCCAUAUUCACAGACCAACACAGCACUCCCAAGAGACAAUGCAGUGGAGAGCAACACUCACUGGUCUAUCUAUGGCAUUUGGGGGUUGGACUGAGGAGAAAUGACCAGAUAAUUUAAUGCAAAUGCACUUUCAGUAUACUGCAGACUAGUGGGAGCAUUUCAUGGCAUGGGGUAAAAUGCUUGAGGAUGACAGUUGGUGUUCCUCUGUAAGGCCUCUAGUCUGUACAGGGAAAAGCCCACAUAAUGGAAAUGUGCUGUAUCAUGGUCAUUGCAGUAGGUAUUGGAUGGAGUCAAUACAAGAGAGAACAAACGGGGACAGUUUAUGAUCGGAUGGGUUUUGUUGGUGCAAACAUGCAUCAUAUUAAUGCCUUGGUCUGAGGUUUUGUUUGAAGCUUGCUGUCAUGUACUCCACAAAUGGAUGACCUGUACUAUGUAUUCAAAGACCUCACCUGAACUUCUGAUAGACACACUGUCAAUAUUCAUAAUGACAGCUGUUGGAAACACUGUCCUUGGAGCCAUAUUUUGCAACUCUUUUUCCUUUCUCAAUAUUGUAAAGUACUUAGUCAUUGAUAAUCUCGCAUAAUUAUUAAGCUUAUGUUUGCUGAUCAUGUGGAUUGUUUUACAGAGCACAACCUUAAUAAGGUUAUAAAUAGGGUGUGACAAUACAAACUAUAUUCUUAUAUAAUGGCACUGUAUAGAUAAGAUUCAUCUUUCAGAUUUUACGUAGUGAAUUUUUACUUUGUCUGUAUUAUAGACACUGGAGGGACAGUACACAGUUUGAUGACGAGUGACGUUUCUGGAUUUUUGUUUUCAUAUUGUUUAAAUGUGGUUUCUUUCCAAAGCUAAUGUCACUGUUGUAUUUUGUUGAUUCUGUGUAUCUUCUCUUCUAUCCUAUUCACUCUCGUCUCGCGAUAUCGUCGCUCGAGUUCCUGCCCUACUACUUUGCAGAUGCAUACCAGAUCUUAGAACGCCUGCAAUAGGUGUAACAUUUUAGCUAACCACCUCAUAUGAUAUAGCAAUCUAGUGCCCGACUGCAGUCUGACGUGGCACACAGCCAUUGGUAAAUGCAAUGCCUGCCCUGCACAUCUAGUCGGGCAGGAACUCGACCUUCAACUUUGCUUCACUUGUAGCCUUUGACUUUUGGCUUACUGCAAAUGUUUGUGGAAAUGUCUGCUACAACCUCAGCAUUUUGUGUUCUGUUCUCAGUGGAAGACUUGUAACAGAUCCACGAUUUUCCUUUUCUUGUAUUUUACCUGUACUGUUUAUUUGCAAUAUUUUGUAUUUCUUGUGUAAAUACAUCUGAAUGUUUCCUGGGAUGACUUUGUAUUGAUGGUUAUUUUUAAACAUAGUCCUCCAAAGAGCCAUACUGUACUAGUGGGUCAACCAGGUUAAGAACCAAACAAGAUGUUGAAAAAUGCAACAGAUAUGCUGGUACAUAAAUACACUACUAUAUCUCAUUGAUAUACAGUGCAUUCAGAAAGUAUUCAGACCCCUUGACUUUUUCCAUAUUUUGUUACGUUAUAGCCUUAUUCUAAAAUUGAUUUUUUUUUAAUGUUUCAAUGACAAAGCGAAAAAGGGUUCUUAUUUUUUCUUUCAUGUAUUAAAAAUUAAAAAACAUAUCUGCAUCCUGUU